This is a messenger RNA of Rhipicephalus sanguineus (brown dog tick), 2840 nucleotides long. RefSeq names its product mitochondrial amidoxime-reducing component 1-like. The record is from RefSeq and is a predicted model, not a curated record. Lineage: Eukaryota; Metazoa; Arthropoda; Arachnida; Ixodida; Ixodidae. The transcript has 10 exons. The coding region runs from base 562 to 1605 and encodes 347 amino acids. Gene Ontology annotation, molecular function: molybdenum ion binding; pyridoxal phosphate binding; catalytic activity.
GACAUUCAUCCGAACGGCCGGCCACGAAGCCGACGCGCGCGCGUCGUAGUGCCAGUAGCACCAGUAGUGCCCGUAGCGCGACAGCCUUUGGCGACAGCAGUAAAAGGAGUUUGACAAAGCGCGUGACGUGAUCUCGGUCCUCAACGGGCCAUCUUUAUCGCUCUUGCGAAAGUGCUCCAAGUGCGCCGACCACGUUGUCGUUGCUGCUGCAUAUGUUGUCUGAGCGGGCGACGGUUUCACGGUUUCGCUGCAGAUACAGGAGCGCCGAUUCACCCCAUAUCGGCUCAUUAACUGCCUGAACGAUUGUUUUAAUAUUUUCUGACCUUGUAUGUCAUCAGUGCGGAAACGGCAGCGUGACCGCAACUUGGCAUCUUGACGCGUGGAGCCGGCGUUGACUUGCUUCAUCAGCUUCAGUCUUCAGUAAUAGACAGUCACGGUACCAAUUUGUUGAAGACCAAGAAGUGAAGUAAUUGGAGACAAGCUCGUUUAUUAAAUGUCCUAGUGGCAUAAAGCCAAAGAUAGCAAAGAAGAGCCACGUAAUAAGAAGAUUCAGAAAGAACAAUGGCAUUCUCAGCAUUCAGAGCCCCACAUGUGAGCACCAUUGCUUUGGCAACUGCAGCAGUAGGUGGAGUAGCUGCAGCUGCAGCUUUUAUUCUGCUGAGGCACAGGGCUACCAGCAGAAAUAACUUUGUGCCUGUGGGGCGUGUGGCCAAUAUUUUCAUCUAUCCAAUUAAGGCAAUUGCUGGGAUUGAGGUGCCUUAUGCUGACUGCAUUGUGACUGGACCUGUCUACGAGGGACUCAAAGACAGAUCAACCUUUCCCUUUCAUGGCUCCAAUCACCGUCACUGUCGAAGGUUUAUGCUGAUUGUGAAAGGUGACAACUUUAUUUCAAUGCGUGAAGAGCCCCGCCUUGGCCUUAUCAAGAUGAAUUUUGAUAACGGCAAGUUGACACUGACAGCUGAUGGUCAUCCACCACUCAUUAUCGAUGCCUGUGACCCAGAUGAACUAAGCAAGCCUUCUUUUACUGUCAGAAUGCGGCAAUUUAGCUACAAUGCUGUGGAAGUGUCCAAAGAAGCAUCGAGGUGGCUGGGGGCAUACCUUCAGAAAGAUGACAUUCGCCUUGUGAGAAUAAUUCUUGACCAAGAAGCACUUGACCGAGGGAAGAACAGCCCAACAUCGUUGGUCUGCCAUGAUGAAUCAGCAUUUCACGUCCUGUCAAAAGCUUCACUUGAUGUACUGUUGUCGAAGCUCCCUCCAGGCAGCAAUAUUGAACGGAAAAAUUUUCGACCUGCUCUCUUUAUUGAUGAAUGUGAAGCUCACGCAGAGGACCACUGGGGGCGCAUGAGGAUUGGUGAUGCAGAAAUGGCCUUGUCACAUCGCACCACAAGGUGCCUUGUUACAACUGUUGAUCAAGAUGCCGGUGUCAGGACUGACAAGGAGCCCCUAGUCACAUUGCGGAAGUACAGAGUGGACAAGUCACCCGAAGGCAUUAAAAAAUAUACACAUCAGCCCCUGUUUGGUAUCAGCACUUAUCACAUAAAAGGUGGCAGGGUUAACGUCGGAGACAUAGUAUAUGCAGUGGUAUCACCAGAACCUCUUCUGUGAACCUACGGUCCAUAUAGGCAGCUGGCACUGUGGUGUGCACAGCUAUUUCUGUACUGAUCUUACAGGGGCGUAGCCGAAAAUUUUCACUUUGGCAUGUGUAGAUGUACACGCACACAUACAAAAGCACGCAUGAACAUACAUAAAGUAUUAUAUUUAUUUAUUUACCCUCAGGGCCUUUCGGCAUUACAGAGGGGAGUGGGUUACAGGGGCCAUACUUGAAAAGGAGCGAUUAUGGUAACAUUAAACCGUGAUUAAUACAAUAUCUGUUAAUCAUGCAAUACUAGCCGAGUAUGCCAAUAUGCUGUACAACGAGGAAAUGAAGAAAAAUAAAAAAAUAAAAUGAAAAAUAAAAUUAGUGUUAUUUGCUUAUUAUACAAUAUUAGCUGGGCAUGUAAAAUGCAGCGUUCAAAACAGGACUGCAGGUACAUUUUUUUAAAGGCAUGAUGACACUGACAGAUGUAGCAUUAAUAACACACCAUAUAAACGGGCGGGUAACAUUAGUUCAUACAAGUGAUUGUUAUUAUACAAUGUUAGCUAAAGCUUUACGAAACUUCUCCUUGUUAACAAUAGACACAAUAUCAGCCGGAAGGUCAUUCCAUUCACGUGACGUACGAGUGAUGAAUUAUUCUGAAAAGCAUGUCGUGUUACAAUCACAAAUUCUAAGUUUGUGCUGAUGAUCAAUGCGGUGAGAUAAGUAAUAUGGUCGUGACAUGAAUUCCGCGUGCAGAGUAUGAUGGUGAUAAAGUUUAUGAAAAAAUGAUAAACGAGAAAUUUUACGGCGUGUAGCCAGUGACUCAAGACCGAGGCGUGAUUUCAUUGAGGAUGCACUUGCCAUUCGGUUGUAAUUCCAAAGACUAAACGACAAGAGUUAUUUUGGAUUAGUUCGAUGAAAAGUAUGGUUGAACCCCCCCCCCCUCCCCCCCCCCCGAAAAAAAAUUUCUGGCCACGCCCCUGCGAUCUUAGAUGUUAUAGCUCGUUGAGUUCUGCAGUGUUGUGGACUUAUUUCAAAGCUUCCGACAUGCAAAUCGAGGCUGCAUGUUUAUCAGCGUGACUUAGUUAUUUCUUUGAGCAUUCAUGGGAUCACUGAUGCUUGUUUAUAAUACGUGGUGACAUUGUUAUUGUUUAUGCUUUGGUUAUAAAUUUCGAGUUGCAUACUCAAUAUUGUAGAUUGCACAACAGAGACCAGGCAUAACGGAGAAAGUUUAGUUCAGUUUUGACUCGAAUUGAUAUAUAUA